CGUAAUGUUCGCUGCUUCGACCGCCCUCGCCGCCUGUGAGCCCAGUUCUGCCUUCUUCGGCUUCAUGGGUAUCACUGCUGCUAUCAGCUUUGCCAAUCUCGGAGCCGCAUACGGUACUGCUAAGUCCGGUGUUGGUAUUUGCUCCAUGGGUGUUAUGAGACCCGACCUCGUCAUGCGAUCAAUCAUCCCUGUCGUUAUGGCCGGUGUCUUGGGUAUCUACGGUCUUAUCACUUCCGUCAUCAUCAACGGUAAGAUGGAUACUCCCGCCACCUACUCUCAGUAUUCUGGCUAUGCCCAUCUCGGUGCCGGUCUCACUGUCGGCCUCUCCUCCCUCGCCGCCGGUCUUGCCAUUGGUAUCGUCGGUGACUCUGGUGUCCGUGCCAACGCCCAGCAGCCCAAGCUUUUCGUCGGUAUGAUCUUGAUUCUUAUCUUCGCCGAAGCUUUGGGUCUGUACGGUCUCAUUGUCGGCCUUGUUGUCGCCUCCACUGCCACUGAGAAGGGUGCCGGUCUUUGCUCUUCCUUCGCUCCCCAGUAAGUAGCUGUCAGAGCUACCUAGUCACUACUAUAGGGGUUUUGACUGGAAUUCACUUCCCGUGACAUCAUAAACUCAGUAUCGAGUAUGAUAGCAGUGGUUGUAUUCAUACUUUGCAUAGUAGAUAAACAUCAUCACUGCCGUCUGUAUUACUCCACUGGAGCUAUAUUUGUCGUAGUACCAUUGAAUAGAACAGAGUUUUCUUCUCAACUUAGGGUUGA
Molecule: messenger RNA, 753 nt
Organism: Perkinsus marinus ATCC 50983
Lineage: Eukaryota; Perkinsozoa; Perkinsida; Perkinsidae
Product: vacuolar ATP synthase 16 kDa proteolipid subunit, putative
Exons: 2
Coding region: 5-535 (176 amino acids)
Biological process (GO): proton transmembrane transport
Cellular component (GO): proton-transporting V-type ATPase, V0 domain
Molecular function (GO): proton-transporting ATPase activity, rotational mechanism
Source: RefSeq, a predicted model, not a curated record